GAGAAGAAAGAGGAGGAAAUAGAGGAGGAGGGGAUUAUUCUAGAAGAAGAAAGGAUUGAGGAGGAGGAGGAGGAGGAGGAGGAGGUGGUGGAGUGUGAUGAAGAGGACGCCAGCAGUGACACCAGUGUGUUGAUUGUGCCCUACCCCGAGCUGGUACCUGUGGUGUUCUUCUGCCUCAAGCAGACCACCUGCCCUCGCAGCCUGUGCAUCCGCAUGGUCUCCAGCCCGUGGUUCGAGCGAGUCAGCAUGAUGGUGAUCCUGUUGAACUGCGUGACCCUGGGAAUGUACCAACCCUGUGAGAACAUCGACUGCUCCUCAGACCGCUGCCAAAUCCUGCAGGCCUUCGAUGCAUUCAUCUACGUCUUCUUCGCGAUGGAGAUGGUUAUAAAGAUGGUCGCCCUGGGGAUCUUUGGUCGCCGCUCUUACCUCGGGGACACGUGGAAUCGCCUGGAUUUCUUCAUCGUCAUGGCAGGGAUCGUUGAAUACUCCCUGGACCUACAGAACGUCAACCUCACGGCUAUCAGGACGGUGAGAGUACUACGGCCUCUCAAAGCCAUUAACAGGGUGCCAAGUAUGCGCAUCCUGGUCAACCUGCUGCUGGACACUCUGCCCAUGCUGGGAAACGUCCUCCUGCUCUGCUUCUUCGUCUUCUUCAUCUUCGGCAUCAUCGGCGUGCAGCUGUGGGCGGGGCUUCUGAGGAACCGCUGCUACCUGAAGGAGAACUUCACGCUCACCACAGGCAUCAAUGUGCCUCGGCCCUACUACAUGGCUGACGAGGAUGACGAGCGGCCCUUCAUCUGCUCCCUGCCCGUGGACAACGGCAUCAUGUCCUGCACGGACGUCCCUGCUCGCCGCGAGGGGGGGCGGACCUGCUGCCUGGACAAGGACGACGCCCUGUACCGCCAGUCGCUGGGCCUGAGCCCCGAGCCUCUGGCCAACGGCAGCGUGAGUGUGGCCGGGCUGUGUGUCAACUGGAACCAGUACUACACCAGGUGUCACACCGGACACAGCAACCCCCACAAGGGAGCCAUCAACUUCGACAACAUCGCCUACGCCUGGAUCGUCAUCUUCCAGGUGAUCACUCUGGAGGGCUGGGUGGAGAUCAUGUACUAUGUGAUGGACGCACACUCCUUCUACAACUUCAUCUACUUCAUCCUGCUCAUCAUUAUCGGUUCCUUCUUCAUGAUCAACCUGUGCCUGGUGGUCAUCGCCACCCAGUUCUCAGAGACCAAGCAGCGGGAGCACCAGCUGAUGCAGGAGCAGCGGGCCCGGUGCUCCUCCUCCUCCACGCUGGGCAGUGAACCCGGGGACUGCUACGAGGCGCUCUUCCAGCUGGUCUGCCACUGCAUCCGCAAGGCCCGGAGACAGACCGUGGCCCUCAUCAACACCCUGCGGGGGAAACCUCGCGGCUUCCGGGGCGUCGGGAGAGGACGGGGAGGAGGAGGAGGGCGGGAGAGGAAGGCCAAUGGACGGGGAGGACGUGAGAGGAGAGCAGUGCUGCGCCACGCUCCUCCCUGUCCCCACCGUAAUAAACCUGACCACGCCACACCCGGUCAACCCAUGGCCCUCACCGCCGCCCCGGCAUCAGACGGCUGCCACCGGUGCGCCGCGGCCCUGGCACUCACCGACGGUGUGGGCCCCGCUCGCAGCGCCACCAGUGGGGAGUCGGAGGAGGGCGCUGUGGAGGAGACGGACAGGGAGGGGGGGCAGGCUGGUGGUAACGAGAAGGACAAGAAAGAGGAGGACGGGUCGAGGGGCCGUGGCGGCUGCAACCCGAAGACGCGGUGCGAGGACCUGUGGUGCGACACCAGGAUGAAGCUGUGGGGCAUCGUGGAGAGCAAGUACUUCAACCGGGGCAUCAUGAUCGCCAUCCUGAUCAACACCAUCAGCAUGGGAAUCGAACACCACGAGCAGCCAGAUGAGCUCACCAACGUCCUGGAGAUCUGCAACAUCGUCUUCACCAGCAUGUUCUCCCUGGAGAUGAUCCUCAAACUCACGGCCUUCGGUUCGUUCAGCUACCUGCGGAACCCCUACAACGUGUUUGAUGGAGUCAUCGUCAUCAUAAGUGUGUGUGAGAUCGUGGGCCAGUCGGACGGCGGCCUGUCUGUGCUGCGGACCUUCAGGCUGCUCAGGGUCCUGAAGCUGGUGAGGUUCAUGCCGGCGCUGAGGAGGCAGCUCGUGGUCCUGAUGAAGACCAUGGACAACGUGGCCACCUUCUGCAUGCUGCUCAUGCUCUUCAUCUUCAUCUUCAGUAUCCUGGGGAUGCACAUCUUCGGCUGUAAGUUCAGUCUGAAGACAGAGACGGGUGAUACUGUUCCAGACAGGAAAAACUUUGACUCCCUCCUCUGGGCCAUUGUCACUGUGUUCCAGAUCCUGACCCAGGAGGACUGGAACGUGGUUCUGUACAACGGCAUGGCAGCGACCUCGCCGCUGGCAGCUCUUUACUUCGUGGCCCUCAUGACCUUCGGAAACUACGUCCUCUUCAACCUGCUGGUGGCCAUCUUGGUUGAGGGUUUUCAAGCAGAGGGUGACGCCAAUCGAUCUUACUCGGACGACGACCGCUCGUCCUCCAACUUCGACGAGAGCGAGAGACACGACUCCAUCAAGUUGUCUGACCCGAGGAUCUGCACCCUGACGCCCAAUGGCCACCUGGAGCUGGGCGCCCUCUCGGGACCGCGAGGGUCCUACUCCUCCGAGAGGCGGAGCUUCGCCAUCGAGUCCAGGAAGAGCAGCGUGAUGAGCCUGGGCAAGAGCAGCCUGGAGAGACGCUCCCUCUCUCUGCGCCACGGCCGCAGUCCCAACUACCACAACUGGGGGCGCCCUUUCACUCCGCAGUCUGCGUGGAGCCGCAGAUCGAGCUCCAACAGCCUCGGUCGGAGGAGCUACAGGUUCGGUGGAGCUCCUCUGGUCGGAGGCAGCCUCCGUCUGCACAGCACCACGCCCCCCCACUCCUACACCUGUGCCGCCGAGCAGGAGUCCCUUCUCUCCCACCCGCCCCACUCCCACCAUCCUCUACUGCCGCACCACCCGCCCCCGCUGUUCCUGUCCAGACACUUUUCUGCAAAGACGGAUCGCCGGGCUCUGUCCCUCGAGCUGCCUGAGCUGCUUCAGGCGGGAGGCCAGCCCCCAGGCCUGCCCCCCCACCACCCAGAGCCCGGGAGGAGGAGCGGGUCCGGGGCAGGGGGCUCCAUCACAGGAGGGUCUGGAGCCGGCUCUGGUUACGGAACAGAACACCGCGACUGUAACGGCAAGGCUCCGGGUCUCCACACCCAUCUGAUGACUGAGGUCUACCCUCAGGUCAACGCUCGAAAAGACAGAACAGACCUGGAUGAGGAGAUAGACUAUAGUAUUUGUUUCCGUGUCCAGAAGAUGAUGGAGAUCUACAAGCCGGACUGGUGUGAAACCAGAGAGGAGUGGUCCGUCUACAUGUUCUCCCCCCAGAACAAGUUCAGGUCGCUCUGUCAGUCCAUCAUCGCCCAUAAGCUCUUUGACUACAUCGUCCUGGCCUUCAUCUUCCUCAACUGCAUCACGGUGGCUCUGGAGAGGCCGAGGAUCCUGCAGGGCAGCCUCGAACGACUGUUUCUCACCGUUUCCAACUACGUCUUCACCGCCAUCUUUGUCACAGAGAUGACUGUCAAGGUGGUGUCCAUGGGUCUGUACCUGGGGGAGUCGGCCUAUCUCAGGAGCAGCUGGAACAUUCUGGACGGUUUCCUGGUCUUCGUCUCUCUGAUUGACAUCGUGGUGUCCAUGGCGGGCGGCGCUAAGAUCCUCGGCGUGCUGCGCGUCCUCAGGCUGCUCAGGACACUGCGUCCUCUCAGGGUGAUCAGCCGGGCUCCGGGCCUGAAGCUGGUCGUCGAGACCCUCAUCACGUCCCUCAAACCCAUCGGCAACAUCGUCCUCAUCUGCUGCGCCUUCUUCAUCAUCUUCGGCAUCCUCGGCGUUCAGCUCUUCAAAGGGAAGUUCUUCUACUGUGUGGGCUUCGACGUCAAGAACAUCACCAACAAGUCCGACUGCCUGGCUGCCAACUAUCGAUGGGUCCACCACAAAUACAACUUCGACAACCUCGGACAGGCUCUCAUGUCCCUGUUUGUCCUGGCCUCUAAAGACGGAUGGGUUAACAUCAUGUACCACGGCCUGGACGCGGUGGGAAUUGACCAGCAGCCGCUGACCAACAGCAAUCCCUGGAUGCUGCUCUACUUCAUCUCCUUCCUCCUGAUCGUCAGCUUCUUCGUCCUCAACAUGUUUGUGGGCGUGGUGGUGGAGAACUUCCACAAGUGUCGGCAGAACCAGGAGGUGGAGGAGGCCAAGCGGCGCGAGGAGAAACGCCAGCGCCGCAUGGAGAAGAAGAGGAGAAAGGCCCAGAAGCUGCCGUACUACGCCUCUUACGGCCGCACCCGCCUGGCGAUCCACACCCUGUGCACCAGCCACUACCUGGACCUGGUCAUCACCUUCAUCAUCUGCAUCAACGUCAUCACCAUGUCCCUGGAGCACUACAGCCAGCCGCAGUCUCUGGAGACCACGCUGAAGUACUGCAACUACUUCUUCACCUCCACCUUCGUGAUCGAGGCCACUCUGAAGCUGGUGGCCUUCGGCUUCCGACGCUUCUUCAAGGACAGAUGGAACCAGUUGGACCUGGCCAUUGUGCUGCUCUCGGUGAUGGGCAUCACCCUGGAGGAGAUUGAGAUCAACGCCUCCCUCCCAAUCAACCCCACCAUCAUCAGGAUCAUGAGGGUGCUCAGGAUAGCGCGAGUGUUGAAGUUGUUGAAAAUGGCAACAGGGAUGAGAGCUCUGCUUGACACGGUGGUCCAGGCUCUUCCUCAGGUGGGGAAUCUGGGGCUGCUCUUCAUGCUGCUGUUCUUCAUCUACGCUGCACUGGGAGUGGAGCUGUUCGGUGAACUGGUGUGUAACGCCGACUACCCCUGCGAGGGAAUGAGCCGCCACGCCACCUUUGAAAACUUCGGCAUGGCCUUCCUCACCCUCUUCCAAGUUUCCACCGGGGACAACUGGAACGGCAUCAUGAAGGACACUCUGAGGGAAUGUCCACCAGGCCGUCCCAGCAGCGACUACGGCUGCCACGCCGGCCUGCAGUUCAUCUCUCCCCUGUACUUCGUGUCCUUCGUGCUCACGGCCCAGUUCGUCCUGAUCAACGUGGUGGUGGCCGUGCUCAUGAAGCACCUGGACGACUCCAACAAGGAGGCGCAGGAGGACGCCGAGAUGGACGCCGAGAUCGAGCUGGAGCUGGCUCAGGGAGGCCUCUGCUGCAUGAUGGGAGGCAUCGGGGCCAUCGCCGGGGCCACGGGGGGAGGGGCCGCCAGCGGGGCGAGCGGGGGCGGGGGGGGAGUGUCCGGUGCGAUCACGGCGGGGACGGUUGCGGGGCCGAGCGGUGUAGUGAUGGCACCGCUGAGAGAUGGAGGAGGAGGAGGAGGAGGAGGAGGAGGAGGAGGAGGAGGAGGUGCAGCUCACGAGGGACACACCCACCAUCGAGGUCGGCUCUACUCUCCGGCUCAGGAGAGCCAGUGGCUGGACAGUGUGUCUCUGCUGAUUAAGGACUCGCUGGAAGGAGACAUGAUUGACAACCUCUCCGGUUCAGUUUUCCACCACUACUGCUCCACCCCCAUCUGCAGGGACUGCAAGAGUCACCCGCAAGAGGUCCGACUGGCUGAGGUGGAGCAGGCGUCUCUCAUGUCGGAGCAGCUGUCAGACAAGUCAUCGUCUCCGGCGCUGCCUGAUGACCUCAGCCUCGACGAACACAGCGUCUACCAGCUGCUGGUCCGAGACAGACAGAUGGGCAGCAGUGACUCCCACAGUUCAGAGGAGUGCCCCCCCCAGGUGGGCUACACGGGGCUUCGUCCGUCCAGCUCAGGAAGUGAGGAGGGGUCGCAGGAGUUGUUGGAGGUGGGCGUCGAACUUCGGACAAAUCCUCCUUCGCUGGAGCAGCAAAGCCCGGCGCACUUCACAGACGGUGAUGGAGAAAGUUGCAGCGGUGGUGGUGGUAGUGGGUCGUCGCCCGUCUUUCACUUACCAGCGGACUUCUUCCACCCGGCUGCCGCGGCUCAUCCGGGCAGUCCGGGGAGCAGUGUCGGCCCCGGAGACAGGGGGGCGUCCAUGUUGGCGUCUCCAGCCUCCUGGGCGUCCCUCCGCUCACCCGGAGCCAACAGCAGGCCCCUGAGCUCUCAGCACCCGUCCCGCAGUGACUCGUCCCUGGCCACGGGCAGUUCGGAGGGCAGCCUGCAGACCACCCUCGAGGAGGGUCUCAGCUUCAGCGUCUCCCCGCCUCGGGACCUGGAUCUCCACGUGCCUCUCCCCUGCCCUCCUCCGAGCCACCACUCACAUCCACAGGUACCAGACACGGGACACCAGGGCAACCCUGUGCUAAAGAGACGCAGCACAACUUUGACCCUCAAGGCCACCAGGGGGCACCAGAGGAGCCAGAGCAGCUGCGGCGGUGGCAGCACCAGCCCCGGCUAUCCCCGGCAGGACUCCAUAGACCCGUCGGAUGAGGACGUGGGCACGGGGACAGGCGGAGACGGCUGCCGUCAGACCUAUAACAGCGAACACUUGUCAGAGACACUGAACAGCCUCUCACUGACGUCGCUGCUCACCACGGGCUCUCUGGCUCCCCAGCUGGUGAAGAAAUGUAACAGCACGGGCUCGCUGGACCAAACCAAUCUAUCCGCACGGAGUAAAGACGGACGCCACGUCUACGGCAUAGAUUCCCACGGGUACUUGUCCAACCCCUGGACAGAAGGAAGGGCGAGAGGUGACGGGGAGAACAGUGACAUCACAGGCUUCAGCGAGGAAAGCAGCCGCCGACCCUCAGACACAACCUUCAGGAGGAAUAGAUGA
Messenger RNA from Pleuronectes platessa (European plaice), 6846 nucleotides. Its product is annotated as voltage-dependent T-type calcium channel subunit alpha-1I-like. Gene Ontology annotation, molecular function: low voltage-gated calcium channel activity; voltage-gated sodium channel activity. Gene Ontology annotation, cellular component: voltage-gated calcium channel complex; voltage-gated sodium channel complex; plasma membrane. The record is from RefSeq and is a predicted model, not a curated record. Lineage: Eukaryota; Metazoa; Chordata; Actinopteri; Pleuronectiformes; Pleuronectidae. Gene Ontology annotation, biological process: calcium ion import; membrane depolarization during action potential; neuronal action potential.